Nanorana parkeri is the source of this 1551-nucleotide messenger RNA. RefSeq names its product solute carrier family 16 member 3 (gene SLC16A3). The coding region runs from base 19 to 1437 and encodes 472 amino acids. Lineage: Eukaryota; Metazoa; Chordata; Amphibia; Anura; Dicroglossidae. Gene Ontology annotation, cellular component: membrane. Gene Ontology annotation, biological process: monocarboxylic acid transport; transmembrane transport. The record is from RefSeq and is a predicted model, not a curated record. The transcript has 4 exons. Gene Ontology annotation, molecular function: monocarboxylic acid transmembrane transporter activity.
CGGUCAGAAUAGAGCACCAUGGGAGCGGUGGUUAUAGACGACAAUCCAAGUAAUGUGAAGGCCCCCGAUGGCGGCUGGGGCUGGGCUGUGCUCUUCGGAUGUUUUGUCAUCACCGGAUUCUCCUACGCCUUCCCUAAGGCGGUCAGCGUCUUCUUUAAGGAACUCAUCAGGGAAUUCGGGAUUGGAUACAGUGACACAGCAUGGAUUUCUUCCAUCUUACUCGCAAUGUUAUAUGGAACAGGUCCCCUGUGCAGCAUUUGUGUGAACCGCUUUGGGUGCCGGCCGGUAAUGAUGGUCGGCGGCCUCUUUGCCUCCCUCGGGAUGGUGUGUGCAUCGUUCUGUACAAGUAUCAUCACCGUUUAUCUCACUGCUGGAGUCAUCACAGGUUUGGGCCUAGCUUUGAAUUUCCAGCCUUCCCUCAUCAUGUUAAACAGAUACUUUGACAAACGCCGGCCACUGGCCAAUGGCCUAGCUGCGGCUGGAAGCCCCGUCUUCCUCUGUUGCCUGUCUCCCUUGGGGCAGAUCCUCCAGUUCGAGUUUGGUUGGCGUGGUGGCUUCCUUAUCCUCGGGGGUCUUCUUCUGAACUGCUGCGCAUGUGGUGCACUAAUGAGACCCCUGGAAUCAUCAAAGAAAGUGGAGGAGACCAAAGAAGUCCAAAAAAAGGCACCAAGAAAGCUUCUGGACUUCUCAGUGUUCAAAGACCGGGGCUUCGUCAUCUACACGAUUGCGGCCUCCAUUAUGGUUUUGGGGCUUUUCGUGCCACCUGUUUUUGUGGUCAGCUACGCAAAAGACAUUGGCAUUGAAGACACAAAGGCGGCUUUCCUCCUCACCAUCCUCGGAUUUGUCGACAUAUUUGCCAGACCCACCUGUGGCAUCAUUGCGGGUCUUCAAUGGGUGCGGCCGCGCUGCGUCUAUCUGCUCGGCUUUUCCAUGAUAUUUAAUGGUUUUACCGAUUUGAUGGGCUCUAUGGCGGAUACCUACGGGGGCUUGGUGGUCUUCUGUAUCUUCUUUGGGAUCUCGUACGGGAUGGUUGGCGCUCUGCAGUUUGAAGUCCUCAUGACCAUUGUCGGCACGCAAAAGUUCCCCAGCGCUAUUGGAUUGGUGCUUCUGGCGGAGGCUAUAGCGGUUCUGGUCGGACCUCCAUCAGCAGGAAAGCUAUUGGAUGCCACCCACAAAUACAUGUUCGUAUUCAUCAUCGCCGGCGUGGAAGUGGUCACAUCAGCCUUGGUCCUGACUACCGGCAACUUCUUCUGCAUCAAGAAGAAACCCGAAGAGCCCCAUUACACAGAGGGGACCGCAGAAAUCGGGGAGCUCAAUAAACUGAAAGACAAGGCCCCCGAGGACGAGAAGCCGGAGCCGACCGAAGCAGAACAGUUUGUGAAAGAGGAAGAGAAACAGAACGGGGAAAUGGUGACGAAUCCCGAGACGUGUGUGUGAGGAACAACAACGGGAGGCCUAGUGAAUUGGAUUUCUAUGAUUAGCGUUUUAUUAGGGCUGUGCCAAUUAUCUAUCACCUUCCAGUUAUUCGGGGCCGCGCGUAUAUUCAUCACA